Bombina bombina (fire-bellied toad) is the source of this 2429-nucleotide messenger RNA. It is a transcript of the gene CRHBP, whose product is annotated as corticotropin releasing hormone binding protein. Lineage: Eukaryota; Metazoa; Chordata; Amphibia; Anura; Bombinatoridae. The transcript is spliced from 7 exons. Bases 56 to 1021 code for a protein of 321 amino acids. Gene Ontology annotation, molecular function: corticotropin-releasing hormone binding. The record is from RefSeq and is a predicted model, not a curated record. Gene Ontology annotation, biological process: negative regulation of corticotropin secretion; negative regulation of corticotropin-releasing hormone receptor activity; hormone-mediated signaling pathway.
CACACACCAGAAAAUAGAGAGAGGCAAACAGACUACAAGAGAGGGUGUUAGCAGCAUGACUUCAGCCUGUAAACUUCACUGGCAUAUUGUGCUAGUUGUCCUGGCAGCUCUCAAGGGAGAGAGUAGAUAUAUACAGGUCAGUGAUCCUGCAGAAGAUGCUUUUGUUUUCCUAAACUCCGAUCUUAAAAGAGAACUGUCUGAGGGACAAAUAUAUCGCAGAUCUCUCAGAUGCAUCGACAUGCUGGGUAUAGACGGACAGUUCACAUUUAAAGCAGACCAACCUCAGUUGCACUGUGCUCUUUUCAUCAUUGCGCAGCCAGAGGAAAUAAUCACCAUUGAAUACAACUUUGUAAACAUUGACUGCCUUGGUGGAGACAUCCUUAAGGUUUUUGAUGGCUGGAUAAUGAAGGGAGAAAAAUUUCCAAGUUCUAUGGACCACCCACUCUCUACUGGUGAUCGUUAUACCGACAUCUGUGAAAGUCAAAAUGGGGGGAGUAUCAUAAGAUCAUCUCAAAAUGUGGCAAUGAUUUUCUUCAGGGUGCAAGAGCCAGGACAUGGAUUUACGUUAACCAUAUAUAAGAUUCCUAAUUUAUUCCCUUGCAAUGUGAUCUCACAAUCACCCAAUGGAAGAUUUACAAUGGUGAUUCCCCAUCAACACAGAAAUUGCAGCUUUUCGAUUAUCUACCCCGUAAUGAUUAAAAUAUCAGAUCUCACGUUGGGUCAUUUCAAUGAGCUUCAGUUAAAGAAGCCACCACCUAUAGGGUGCAGUGAAGCUGGAGAUUUUGUAGAACUCUUAGGGGGUGCCGGACUAGAUCCUUCCAAGAUGUUUCCAUUGGCUGAUCUUUGUCACUCAUUUCAUGGAUCAGCCCAGAUGAAAAUUGGCUGUGAUAACAGUGUUGUGCGGAUGGUUUCCAGUGGCAAUUUUAUCAACAGAGUGACUUUCGAGUACAGCCAGCUAGACAGACAUCUUGAAAAACAACAAGGAAAUACUGUGGAAGAGGUCUGCGCCCCUAUCAAUUAAUGGAUUAUAAAAAGCAAAAUUCCUCUGUAAAGAUCAAGUUUCACUUUCUUAUUUCCUUUGCUUGUUAAGAUACAGAACUUGUACUUUAUUUAAUUAUUCACAUUUCUGUAUUUUGUAUUGUUAAUUUAAAGGAAAUCACAAAGAGACACUAUCCUUUCUAAGGUGUCAUACUACUAUAAACAAUUUACAUCCAUGUAAGAAAUACAGGAAAUAAAAACACAUUGAUUGAAUUCACUUUAUCUUAAAAUUCUAACACAGGUGGGCUAAAAGUAGUUAAUGGCUAUUUCCGUAGUUCCAAAACUAUAUUGUACCAGUAUAUUUGCCGCUCUAUACCCCCUCUCUCUUCUGUUAUACCUUUGUAUUUAGUGUACCCAUUUUAUCACUAGUUUAUCUCAAAACUUCUGCUUUAUCCGUUUGUCAUAUUACAAAUAAAAACAGAAAGAGAAGCAGUCUGCCAGGAACGAACAACAGCUCAGUGGCUUGUUCACACCUGGGAGCAGCUUCUUUUAGCCCAAUUGUGCUUUUCACAGAGGAAAACUUUCUAGAACUAUAUCAGUCUGAUCCCGCCUAGUAAGGUUAGUCCAGCACCGAAAUACCAGGUAAUUCUCCUCUGAACAAGGGAAAUGGCAACCCUAGAUGAACGUUUUGGCCUCGUUAGUGAGGUGCAGCCAUAUCCCUCUAAGCACAUUGGGCAAGGAGUCCACAUCUGGUUUCCCCCAUCACCCUUAGGGAGACUUUCCUUGGGGUCAUAAUACAAAUACAAACAGAAUGAGAAGCAGUCUGCCAGGAACAAACAAUAGCUUAAUGGCUUGUUCUUGGUCAUGUUGCAUAUUCUCACUUUCAAUUUUAAUCUCUAGAGCGCUAAUCUCUAGAGCUCCCCACUGUCCUGCGCCCAGCAUUUAGAAUGAUAGUCCAGUUUGGAAGCUCUAUUCCAUUCUCCCUCCUGCCACUACCUUUCCCUUUAAAUUUCCUAGGGCCCGAUGAUCAGAAACUCGCUGGCACAAAGAGAAAUAAUGCAAAAUCUUUGGGAGCUUUUUUUUGAGCAUUAUAUUGUAACGUAAGUGUUUCUCUUUCACAUCUAGAACCCUGUAUAGCUUUAUAAACAGUUCUCAAGCUAAAAUUUGCCUUUUUAAAAUUAUUUGAGGGACCUCGCCAUACUGACAAGACUCCUUCGGGGUCGCGCUCGUAUUACAAGUCAAAAGUAAAUCGCACAAAAAGCAGAAGAAUAUUGCAUUACCGUAUCCCCCCAUAGAAGUCAAUGGAGCAAGAAAAGUGGGGGAAAAACCUAACACUUACUUGCGCACAAAUCCAAUCGCAUUUUCUCAAGUGCGCUAACUCAAAUUGAAAAUAUUAAUAUUUCAUAUUCCAAUGUUCUUUACAUAGAAGAAUAUGUUCUGUUUAUUCAUAA